Molecule: messenger RNA, 1836 nt
Organism: Plenodomus lingam JN3
Lineage: Eukaryota; Fungi; Ascomycota; Dothideomycetes; Pleosporales; Leptosphaeriaceae
Source: RefSeq, a predicted model, not a curated record
AUGACACAACCCAACGACAACAGCAGCAUUACCGCAGAUGCUGCACCACCCACCGCGAUCGAUGAGGAUCAUCCCGAUGGCGAUGCUAUUCGUCGUCAGGUAAGAGCCCAGACUUUUGUUUUCUUCUUCCUCGCUUUGUCCCACACUGACCCUGGCCAGGUGGAGUUCUACUUUUCUGAUGAGAACCUGCCAACAGACCUUCACCUCUUGAAAUGCUGUGGCGGCCGCGAGAAUCUCCCUGUCUCAAUCAGUCUCAUAUGUGGCUUCAAAAAGAUGAGGGGUUACAAACCCAAGAAGCUCGUCGUUGCUGCUCUGCGAAAGAGCCUGGUCCUCGAGGUGGUUGAGAAUGGAAAGAAGAUCAAACGCAGACGACCUAUGCAAGGAACGUGCAUUUUGGAUCCAGAUUUCUUCGACGCAGAUGAUGGUAUUGCACAUGAUCCGCGAGUUUGCCGCCAGCCAGCUGUAUAUCCUGUUCCACUCCUUCCCCAGAACAAGGUGGAGUAUCCCAAGGGUAUUAGCAAGAACAUGCUGAAGCCAACUGGGUUCGAAAAGACCUACAUUGAACCGAUGCCCACACCUCAAGAAGCAGCAGAAGAAGAAGCCAUGUAUGACCCAGAGAAGUCCUUCAUUGAGCGCAUCGAGAUAGCAAUCCAGCGUUUCAAGCAGAAACGGCGUAUGCAUGAGAUGUAUGCACACGUCUUCAACAAACUCAUGCGCUUUAGUGGAGUAGAGUCUGGCCCACGCAUGAACCAAGGUCUUUCAAGGCAAGAGAUGGCCAGUAUGGAUGCAGAGGAGGUCGCCAAGGCACUCGCCAUCCAUAAUGUACCCUGGAGUCGCGCGGACACAAAGCAAUGGGUCGUCGACUUUUAUGGCGUUGCUAAGGCCUUUCUCUCCUCGUGGUACCCUGCUCACUACGGUAUGACGCCUCAAGGUAUCAAAAAUGCUUGCCAAGUUCUCCGCUCCUUCUAUAAAUAUCUCCUAUAUCACGACGUUUGUCCUGAAUACAAAGAAGAUCUCAUUCGUGCCCGUGAUCUCUGUGAUCAGGCUGAGCAGGAAUUGCCCAAGGUCGUUGCUGCUGGUCUUGCGCUACCUGGGGACUUUAACAAGUCCGCAAGCGUCAUUUUUGGUGGCGCCCACGCAGGACAAUACACUGGUGAUCAGCCAUGGGCCCUGAAAUUGCAGGCGGAAGGCGUCGACAUUGCUGAGAUUGGUAUACGAAAGGAGGAAGCAAAGAUCAAGUUCAAAGCUGGUGUCUUCAUCAUGGGCACCGAUGGCCAGGCGGACAAGCUUGAGGGUGGAACUCUCAUUGCUGUGGGCAAGGAACAGGUCGGCCUUGAAGUCAUCGGCAUCAGCCUUCCCGACGAAAACACGAAGCUGGCCUAUGAGCAGACUGGUGACUGGGGUUUAGAGCUCAGUAAGCUUGAGCCUUUGGGGAAACUCAUCUGCAAGACCUGGAUCAUGGAUGACUGUGAUGAGUGGGAUCUUCCGAAUGCUCCGGGUAAGUACCCCCAAGGUAAACCAUAUCGGACGUCUGAUGUCAAAACGUACGAGUUCUGGGUUGAAGCGAGUGUGCUUGAAGAGUGUUUCUUGGGCAUGAAACUGGAUGCCAGUGUUCUCACUCUCACAGACGGUCUGGCCAUCCUCGACGACGUCAAAGAGAGCAUGUGCAAUUUCUUCACCUGGCUCCCGAAUGAAUUGUGGAUGGAGAGGAAGCCCAAGGAAGUGCGUUGGUUGAGCAAAGGAUUGGGUGUAGACGACGAAGAGGAUCAAGCCAACGGCAAGAACAACGAGGGCGAGGGCAAGGGCAAAGACGACGACGACUUUGAUGAUGAGUAG